Aspergillus versicolor CBS 583.65 is the source of this 2904-nucleotide messenger RNA. RefSeq lists its product as uncharacterized. The transcript is spliced from 5 exons. The record is from RefSeq and is a predicted model, not a curated record. NCBI's taxonomy places the organism in Eukaryota, Fungi, Ascomycota, Eurotiomycetes, Eurotiales, Aspergillaceae. Bases 1 to 2904 code for a protein of 967 amino acids.
AUGAAUAAAUGUUGUUUUUUCUUUAUCCUACUUUGGGGGAUUGCAUAUUCACUGUUAGAAGAGUCAUUGGUAGCAUUCCAGGAUGCUCCGAGGGCAGUUGAAAUCGACAAUGCUGUGAUACUACGAGACGCGAGCGACCCUGUCGGCGUCCAGAUUGCGACGGACAGUUUGGCCGAGGAUAUGGAGGAGAUUACUGGAACAAGGCCCCAGAUUCUCGAGUGGGAUGGAACACGGCCAGAAACAUCAGUUCCUGUAGCCAUUAUCGCCGCGACAGUGGACUCGCCACUGGUGUCCAAGCUUGUCGCCGAGAGCAGGGCUGUUGUCGAAGACAUCCAGGGCAAAUGGGAAACGUUCCGGACUGCGCUUAUCCCAAAACCUGUUCCGGGAAUUGAACAUGCGCUGUUAAUAACCGGAAGUGACAAGCGAGGUACGAUGUACGGUCUAUUCACGCUUGCAGAGCAGAUGGGGAAAUCUCCACUCCAUUUCUGGGCCGACGUCCCCACUGCAAAGCACGACAAGAUCCAUAUCCUCAAUAAAUCUACAACCCACGGCGAGCCUAGCGUGAAAUACCGCGGGAUAUUCAUCAACGACGAAGCACCCGCCCUCACCAGCUGGUGGGCGAAGAAAGGAAAUAGACCAGACUACACCUUCGACGCCGAGUUCUACAAGCAUGUCUUCGACCUCCUUAUCCGGCUGAAGGCCAAUUUCCUGUGGCCUGCAAUGUGGGGGUCGUCCAUCCCUACGCCAGGCAGGAUGUUCUUCACAGACGACCUGCGCAACCAGCAGCUGGCGGAUGACUACGGGAUCGUGGUUUCCACGAGCCACGCGGAGCCGAUGCAACGGGCAUCGAAUGAAUGGAAGGACGACCCGAGCCUGGGUGACUGGGACUGGGUAAACAAUAACGAGAAUGUCACCAGCUUUAUGCGUCAAGGUGUACGACGUGCAGGGAGCAACGAGACAUACUUCACCCUCGGAAUGCGUGGAGAGAACGAUUCGCCUAUUGAGGCCGAUGAUCCUAUUGCGGUGCUCGGGGAGGUAUUCAAUAAACAGCGGGAAUUGCUCACUGAUUACUACGGGAAUACCUCGACGCUACAGGCGUGGACCGUGUAUAAAGAGGUCAUGACAUACUAUGCAGCUGGCUUGGUUCCUCCUGACGACGUCACCUUGAUAUUCACAGACGAUAACUGGGGCAACGUCCAACGGCUUCCAACUGACGAGGAAAAGAAGAGAACUGGGGGUAUUGGUUUGUAUUAUCAUUUCGACUACGUUGGUCGGCCCAAGAGCUGGAAAUGGCAAAACAACAAUAACCUGCCUAAAGUUUACAAAGAGCUGUCCCAGGCGCACGCGCGUGGCGCAGAUAGAAUCUGGGUGAUAAAUGUCGGCGACAUCAAGCCCGUAGAGAUCCCCCUAGCCUUCGCGAUGGACCUGGCAUGGGAUGCAUCCCGCUUUGACUUCAGCACAAUACCUUCGUACCUCAGGGCGCUGGCUGCUCGGGAACUUGGGGAAGAGCACGCAGAAAGCAUAGCGGCGGCCUUGCUAGAGUAUAGUCAUCUGGCUGGCCUACGCAAAUUUGAAAUGCUUGAACCAACCACAUACUCCAUUCUCAACUUUCGAGAGGCAGAGCGUGUGCUUGAAGACUGGAGGACCCUUGCAGAAACAUCGCAGGCCCUUUAUGACAAAACCCCAGCAGAACGCCGCGAUGCCCUCUAUCACCUCUUACUAUACCCUGCGCAAGCUGGGUAUAAUUACUACCGGAUCCUGCUGGGCCAAGGGAAAAACCGCCAAUAUAGCUUUGAACGGCGAAACUCAGCCAACCAGGUAGCACAGCAGGUUCUGGACCACUUCGAAGACGACUACGACUUGGUCCUUGAGUACGACAACAUAGCAGGCGGGAAAUGGGACGGCAUAAUGUCCACUCCUAAAUUCGAUAUGGGGUUAGCCGACUGGCGUCCGUCAUCUCGCGAUGUGCUCGCAAACCUGUCCUACGUGCAGCUGAGGCAGGACUUCGACUACGGCUUUGGGAAUCUAGGGAUAUACGUGGAGCAGUCUCUAGGAGCGUACAGACAGGCACGAAUGUGCGCCUCCAUCAACCCCUCAUUACCCACAGACGAAGGAUUCUCCCCGGUUAUGCCGAUGAUGGAUCCAUACGGUCCAUCAACUCGAAUCGUCGAGUUGUUCCACCGUGAACUUUCAAUGCAGCACCCGGAAGAACGUCUCGAAAUGUCUAUUGACUGGUCGAACGUGCCAAUAAACUUCUCCGACACGGUGCAGUUGCGUGUAGAAUGGGAACCGUCGCUACCCUACUUUGACCUCAUCUAUAUCCCCGUCCGUAACCACCGCGUGCCGGACGGCUUCAUCGGCUUCCCCGAGUCCAACGGGGUUGUCUCAAUCGAAGCGCCGCACUAUCAGCGUUCAUCAUCCGGCCCCGUCUCCUUCAAACACAUUCAGCAUCUGGGGACUCGAUCCCGAUCCGGCUCGAUUGCUGUCCGUCCAUACACUCGAUCCCGAGAGUUACAGAACAGCACGAAAUCCGCAUGGGUCGAAUAUGACUUUUACACUUUCAACGCAACAGAACCGUUCAACGCCACUGUAUACAUCAACGGUGCCCUUGACACGGAUCCAGACUUGCCCAUGAUGUACUCACUAGUCCUAGAUGGAGAAGACGCUACAUUCACAAGAGUGCUUGGCGAGCCUGACGAGCCUGGAGAUACACCCCCUGGCUGGGCUGAGGCCGUGGCGGAUCAUGUUUGGAAGAGAGAUGUUGAGUUCGGAGCGCUGGGUGCUGGGAGACAUACCUUGAGGUGGCAGGUGAACUCGCCCGAAGUGUACCUGGAAAAGAUAGUUCUUUCGCUUGAGGAGACCUUGGAUAGUUACUUGGGUGCACCGGAGACGACGCUCAUCUAG